AUGGAACUGCCCUUUGGGUCCGUGGAAACUCCCAACUUCCGUCGGUUUACUCCCGAAUCACUGGUGGAGAUUGAGAAGCAAAUCGCUGCCCACCAGGCAGCCAAGAAAGUCAAAGACAGACACAGGAAGGAGAAGGACCGGGAAGAGAAGCCCCGGCCCCAGCUGGAUUUGAAGGCUUGCAACCAGCUGCCCACGUUCUAUGGUGAGCUCCCAGCAGAGCUGGUCGGGGAGCCCCUGGAGGACCUAGACCCCUUCUACAGCACACACCGGACAUUCAUGGUGCUGAAUAAAGGAAGGACGAUUUCCAGGUUCAGUGCCACUCGGGCCCUGUGGCUGUUCAGUCCCUUCAACCUGAUCAGAAGAACGGCCAUCAAAGUGUCUGUCCACUCAUGGUUCACUGUGUUCAUUACCGUCACUAUUUUGGUCAAUUGCGUGUGCAUGACCCGAACUGAUCUUCCAGAGAAAAUCGAGUAUGUCUUCACUGGCAUCUAUACCUUCGAAGCUUUGAUUAAGAUCCUGGCGAGAGGAUUCUGUCUAAAUGAAUUCACUUACCUGCGGGACCCUUGGAACUGGCUGGACUUUAGCGUCAUCACCCUGGCAUACGUUGGUGCAGCAAUUGAUCUCCGCGGGAUCUCGGGCCUGCGGACCUUCCGGGUCCUGCGAGCUCUGAAGACAGUCUCUGUGAUCCCAGGGCUGAAAGUCAUUGUGGGGGCCCUGAUCCACUCGGUGAGGAAGCUGGCUGAUGUGACCAUCCUCACCAUCUUUUGUCUGAGUGUCUUUGCCCUGGUGGGCCUGCAGCUCUUCAAGGGAAACCUCAAAAACAAAUGUGUCAGGAAUGACAUGGAAGUGGUCACUAAUGACUCAUUUAAAGUGGAAGGUAAAGAUCUCUACAUGAUCAAGCAGGGCACCACUGAGCCCUUACUGUGUGGCAAUGGAUCGGAUGCCGGCCACUGCCCCAGUGGUUACGUCUGCCGUAAAACUUCCGACAACCCGGAUUUUAACUACACCAGCUUUGAUUCUUUUGCCUGGGCUUUCCUCUCACUCUUCCGCCUCAUGACACAGGAUUCCUGGGAACGCCUCUACCAGCAGACACUCAGGGCCUCGGGGAAAAUAUAUAUGGUCUUUUUCGUGCUCGUCAUCUUCCUGGGAUCUUUCUACCUGGUCAACUUGAUCUUGGCUGUGGUCACCAUGGCAUAUGAGGAGCAGAACCAGGCGACGGUGGCGGAGAUCGAAGCCAAGGAGAAGAAGUUCCAGGAGGCGCUCGAGGUGCUGCAGAAAGAGCAGGAGGUGCUUGCUGCCCUGGGGAUCGAUACAGCCUCGCUCCACUCACACAAUGGAUCACCUUUAGCCUCCAAAGCCACCAGUGAGAGAAGGCAGAAAGUAAAAUCAAGAGUGUCAGAGGGCUCCACGGACGACAACCGCUCACCCCAAUCCGAACCUUACAACCAGCGCAGGAUGUCUUUUCUAGGCCUUUCUUCUGGGAGACGCCGGGCUAGCCAUGGCAGCAUGUUCCAUUUUCGAGCCCCUGAUGGGAUCACAGAUGAUGGAGUUUUUCAUGGAGACCAUGAAAGCCAUCGGAGCUCCCUGAUUCUGGGCAGGGGUGCUGGACAGCAAGGUCAUCUCCCCAGGAGCUCACUGCUUCAACUCUCCAACCCUGGCUCCCAGCAUGGAGAAGACAGACAGCCCACGCUGGCCACUGGCGAGUUUGAUCCUGUAGCCACUGAAUCCUCGGCAUUCGAUGCAGGACAGAAGAAGAACUUCUUGUCAGCAGAAUACUUGAACGAACCUUUCCGAGUCCAAAGGGCCAUGAGUGUUGUCAGUAUCAUGACUUCCGUCAUCGAGGAACUCGAGGACUCUGAAUUCAGAUGCCCACCUUGCCUGAUCAGAUUGGCUCAGAAGUAUCUGAUCUGGGAGUGCUGUCCCAAGUGGGUGAAGCUCAAGACGCUUCUCUUUGAGCUGGUGACAGACCCCUUUGCGGAGCUCACCAUCACCUUGUGCAUCGUGGUGAAUACUGUGUUCAUGGCCAUGGAGCACCACCACAUGACGGACGCCUUCGAAGCCAUGCUCCAGAUUGGCAACAUUGUCUUUACCGUGUUUUUUACUGCUGAGAUGGUCUUCAAAAUCAUCGCCUUCGACCCUUACUACUACUUCCAGAAGAGGUGGAAUAUCUUCGACUGCAUCAUCGUCACCAUGAGCCUCUUGGAAUUGAGCAUGGCCAAGAAGGGGAGCUUGUCCGUGCUUCGGACCUUCCGCUUGUUGCGAGUCUUCAAGCUGGCCAAGUCCUGGCCGACCUUGAACACGCUCAUCAAGAUCAUCGGCAACUCGGUGGGGGCCCUGGGGAACCUCACCUUCAUCCUGGCCAUCAUCGUCUUCAUCUUCGCCCUGGUUGGCAAGCAGCUUCUUGGAGAUGACUACCGCGACCACAGGAAGGCCAUCACCGGGUCCGAUGGCGAGUGGCCCCGCUGGCACAUGUUCGAUUUCUUCCACUCCUUCCUCAUCGUCUUCCGGAUCCUCUGCGGAGAGUGGAUCGAGAACAUGUGGGCCUGCAUGGAGGUCAGCGAGAAGUCCAUAUGCCUCGUCCUCUUCCUGACGGUGAUGGUGCUGGGGAAUCUAGUGGUGCUCAACCUGUUCAUCGCCCUGCUGCUGAACUCGUUCAGCGCCGACAACCUGACGGCGCCCGAGGAGGACGGGGAGGUGAACAACCUGCAGGUGGCGCUCGCCCGCAUCCGCGUGUUGGGCCGCCGCGCCAGGCGGGCGGUGGGCAGCUUCCUCACCAGGCUCUGCGGGCUCCCCUGGCCCAAGGUGGGGCUCCAGCUGGUGGCCAAGCCCCCACCCACGGGCCCCAAAGCGGAGGAUCGCAUCGCUGCCCAUGCUGCUGCGGUUAGUCCCGUGCCACCGGCUCCCACCAGCCCCAAGCAGGACCAGGGUGACUUGCUCACCAACCCUAACAUGUGGGUCUCUGUGCCCAUCGCGGAGGGCGAAUCCGAUCUCGAGGAAGAGGAGGAAGAGGAUGGUGAGCAGGGCGCCGGGAGCGCCUGCCAGGAAGUGAGUCCCAAAGGACAGCAGAGUUUACUACAGCAAGGAGAGAGCUCUGAGGACCAGCUGCCACCCAGGAGCCCAGGCUCUGGGACAUCCUCUGAGGACCUGGCUCCAUACCUGGGGGACAGGUGGCAAGAUGCAGCUGCCCUUCAGGUCCCUGCUGAGGGAGUGGGUGACACAAGUUCCUCCGAGGGGAGCACAGUGGACUGUCCAGAUCCAGAUGAGAUUCUGAAAAAGAUCCCCGAGCUGGCCGGUGAGCUGGAGGAACCGGAGGACUGCUUCACGGAAGGCUGCACUCGCCGCUGUCCCUGUUGCAAAGUGAACACCAGCAAGUUUCCGUGGGACGUGGGCUGGCAGGUGCGCAAGACCUGCUUCCGCAUCGUGGAGCACAGCUGGUUCGAGAGCUUCAUCAUCUUCAUGAUCCUGCUCAGCAGCGGGGCACUGGCCUUUGAAGAUUACUACCUCGACCAGAAGCCCACUGUGAAGGCCUUGCUGGAGUACACGGACAGAGUGUUCACCUUCGUCUUUGUGUUCGAAAUGCUGCUCAAGUGGGUGGCCUAUGGCUUCAAGAAGUACUUCACCAAUGCCUGGUGCUGGCUCGACUUCCUCAUCGUGAAUAUCUCGCUCACGAGCCUCAUAGCGAAGAUCUUGGAAUACUCAGACAUGGCAUCUAUCAAGGCCCUGCGGACCCUCCGUGCCCUGCGGCCACUGCGGGCUCUGUCUCGAUUUGAAGGCAUGAGGGUGGUGGUGGACGCCCUGGUGGGCGCCAUACCCUCCAUCAUGAACGUCCUCCUGGUCUGCCUCAUCUUCUGGCUCAUCUUCAGCAUCAUGGGCGUGAACCUGUUCGCGGGCAAGUUCGGGAGGUGCGUCAACACCACUCAUCAGCCGUUUGCUCUUGUGAACUGGACGAUCGUGAACAACAUGUCCGACUGCCAGAAUCAAAACGACACUGGCCGCUUCUUCUGGGACAACGUGAAGGUCAACUUUGACAACGUGGCCAUGGGCUAUCUCGCCCUGCUUCAGGUGGCAACCUUUAAAGGCUGGAUGGACAUCAUGUAUGCGGCUGUUGAUUCCCGAGAUGUGGACCUUCAGCCCAAGUGGGAGGACAAUGUGUACAUGUACUUGUAUUUUGUCAUCUUCAUCAUUUUCGGUGGCUUCUUCACGCUGAACCUCUUUGUUGGGGUCAUAAUCGACAACUUCAACCAACAGAAGAAAAAGAUAAGGGGCCAGGACAUCUUCAUGACGGAGGAACAGAAGAAGUAUUACAACGCCAUGAAGAAGCUGGGCUCCAAGAAACCCCAGAAACCCAUCCCGCGGCCUCUGAACAAGUACCAGGGCUUCGUCUUCGACGUCGUGACCAGGCAAGCUUUCGACAUCGCCAUCAUGGUCCUCAUUUGCCUCAACAUGAUCACCAUGAUGGUGGAGACGGACGAUCAGAGUGAGGAAAAGACCCGCGUCCUGGGCAGGAUCAACCAGUUCUUCGUGGCCGUGUUCACGGGCGAGUGCGUGAUGAAGAUGUUCGCCCUGCGGCAGUAUUACUUCACCAACGGCUGGAACGUGUUCGACCUCAUCGUGGUCGUCCUGUCCAUCGGCAGUCUGAUAUUUUCUGCAAUCCUUUCAUCCCUUGCAAGUUACUUCUCCCCGACGCUCUUCCGGGUCAUCCGCCUGGCCCGCAUCGGCCGCAUCCUCAGGCUGAUCCGCGCGGCCAAGGGCAUCCGCACGCUGCUCUUUGCGCUCAUGAUGUCCCUGCCCGCCCUCUUCAACAUCGGCCUCCUGCUCUUCCUCGUCAUGUUCAUCUACUCCAUCUUCGGCAUGGCCAACUUCGCCUACGUCAAGUGGGAGGCCGGCAUCGACGACAUGUUCAACUUCCAGACGUUCGCCAACAGCAUGCUGUGCCUCUUCCAGAUCACCACGUCGGCCGGCUGGGACGGCCUGCUCAGCCCCAUCCUCAACACGGGGCCCCCCUACUGUGACCCCAACCUGCCCAUCAGCAGUGGCACAAGAGGAGACUGCGGGAACCCAGCUGUGGGCAUUGUCUUCUUCACCACCUACAUCAUCAUCUCCUUCCUCAUCGUGGUCAACAUGUACAUUGCGGUGAUCCUGGAGAACUUCAACGUGGCCACCGAGGAGAGCACGGAGCCCCUGGGCGAGGACGACUUCGACAUGUUCUACGAAACCUGGGAGAAGUUCGACCCUGAGGCCACCCAGUUCAUCGCCUUUUCCGUCCUCUCGGACUUCGCCGACACCCUCUCUGGUCCUCUAAGGAUCCCAAAACCUAACCAGAAAAUAUUAAUCCAAAUGGACCUGCCCUUGGUGCCUGGAGAUAAGAUCCACUGCUUGGAUAUCCUUUUCGCCUUCACAAAAAAGGUCUUGGGGGAAUCUGGGGAGUUAGAUUCUCUGAAGACAACCAUGGAGGAGAAGUUUAUGGCAACGAAUCUUUCAAAGGCAUCCUACGAACCAAUAGCAACCACCCUCCGGUGGAAGCAGGAAGAUGUCUCGGCCACUGUCAUCCAAAAGGCUUAUCGGAGCUAUGUGCUGCAUCGUUCCUUAAUGCUCUCCAGCCCCUUGAGUGUGUCCAGGGCCAGGGAGGAAGCUAUGCCAUCUCCAGGUGAAGGCUUUGUUGAAAUGAUGGCAGGUGACAAUGGCGUGCUCCCCAACAAAUCAGAAACUGCAUCUGCCACAUCUUUCCCACCAUCCUAUGAUAGUGUCACCAGAGGUCUUAGUGACAGAGUCUGCCUUAGCCCAUCCAGCUCAAUGCAAAAUGAAGGCAAAGCCACCAGGAAGGAGGGGGAUGUCCCAGGGCCCCAAUGA
Messenger RNA from Jaculus jaculus (lesser Egyptian jerboa), 5850 nucleotides. It is a transcript of the gene Scn10a, whose product is annotated as sodium voltage-gated channel alpha subunit 10. Bases 1 to 5850 code for a protein of 1949 amino acids. The record is from RefSeq and is a predicted model, not a curated record. Gene Ontology annotation, cellular component: voltage-gated sodium channel complex; plasma membrane; axon. Gene Ontology annotation, biological process: regulation of heart rate; sodium ion transmembrane transport; membrane depolarization during action potential. The transcript has 28 exons. Gene Ontology annotation, molecular function: voltage-gated sodium channel activity involved in cardiac muscle cell action potential. NCBI's taxonomy places the organism in Eukaryota, Metazoa, Chordata, Mammalia, Rodentia, Dipodidae.